Messenger RNA from Lampris incognitus (smalleye Pacific opah), 10377 nucleotides. RefSeq names its product protein unc-80 homolog. The record is from RefSeq and is a predicted model, not a curated record. Gene Ontology annotation, molecular function: monoatomic cation channel activity. Gene Ontology annotation, cellular component: axon; cation channel complex. The transcript has 66 exons. Gene Ontology annotation, biological process: monoatomic cation homeostasis. NCBI's taxonomy places the organism in Eukaryota, Metazoa, Chordata, Actinopteri, Lampriformes, Lampridae.
AUGGUGAAGAGGAAAAGUCUGGACGACACCGAGCCGGAGUGCGGGAAGGGAAUCCCGUUUCCCAUCCAGACCUUCCUAUGGCGGCAAACCAGUGCAUUUCUGCGUCCAAAGUUGGGGAAGCAGUAUGAGGCGUCUUGUGUGUCCUUUGAACGUGUGCUGGUGGAGAAUAAGCUCCAUGGUUUGUCUCCAGCCCUGUCAGAGGCCAUCCAGAGCAUCUCUCGCUGGGAGCUCGUCCAGGCGGCACUCCCCCAUGUGCUCCACUGCACUUCCAUCCUGCUGUCCAACAGGAACAAGCUGGGCUGCUUGACCUCUGAACUUUGAACUCUUCGGUCUGCAGGCCACCAGGACAAGCUGGGCGUGGCAGAGACCAAACUGCUGCACACGCUCCACUGGAUGCUGCUGGAAGCGGCGCAGGAGUGCAAUGCCGAGCCGGGUCUGGGCCACGGCUGGUCCGGAGGAAGUAGCAGCAGCGCUUUCCUUCAGGUGCUGGGGAACCAGGGCUCCUCACCCGGGGCCCCCGGCUCCUGCUCGGGCUCAGUUCUCGCAGGGUCGGGGCCCCGACACAGCAGCUCCCUGCUGGAGGAGGACGAACACACCCGGACCAAGCUGUUCCACAAGAGCAUGGCCACCGUGGAGCUGUUUGUCUUCCUUUUCGCUCCACUCAUUCAUCGCAUCAAGGAGUCUGACCUGACUUUCCGGCUCGCCUGCGGUCUGGUCAUCUGGCAGCCGAUGUGGGAGCAUCGGCAGCCGGAUAUCUCCGCCUUCACCGCUCUCAUCAAGCCUGUCAGGAACAUUGUGACGGCCAAAAGGAACUCCCCGGUCAAUAACCAGUGCAGCCCCGGUGGAUCUGACAACCCCGGACCAAUGGGCCUCCAGGGUGUCUGUGAAGCCGCCCAAUCAGAUUCCUCCUCCCCCGGCGCUGGUGAGCAGAGCUGUCGCCGUGGUAACUCGGUGGAGAAAGGCGGCCCCUCCCAACAACCCCUGCUGGUCAAAGGAACUUCCAAGAAAAAGACGUCGGCUCCGGGUGGACUGCCGCCCUCGCUGGCCCAGCGUGCUCGCUACGCCACCUACUUUGACGUAGCGGUGUUGCGCUGUCUGCUUCAGCCGCACUGGACGGAGGAGGGCGUUCACUGGGCACUGAUGUUUUAUCUGCAGCGUCUGAGGCAGAUCCUGGAGGAGAGACCAGAACGUCCCCCAGAGCCGCUGGUUGCCCCCCUCCCGCGCCCGCGCAGCAGCUCGAUGGUGGCCGCCACACCAUCCUUAGUCAACACCCACAAAACCCAGGACAUGAGCCUGAAAUGCAAUGAGGAGGGCAAGGCUUUGAGUGCGGAGACCUUCACGAAAGUGUCCCUGACAAACCUCCGCCGACAGGCUGUCCCUGACCUCUCCUCUGACCUCGGCAUGAACAUCUUCAAGAAGUUUAAGAACCGGCGGGAGGACCGGGAGAGGAAGGGCUCAAUCCCUUUCCAUCACGCGGGGAAGAAGCGGCAGCGGCGAAUGGGCGUCCCCUUCCUGCUCCAUGAGGACCAUCUAGACGUCUCCCCGACACGCAGCACCUUCUCCUUUGGAAGCUUCUCUGGUCUGGGAGACGACCGGCGGGCCCUGGAUCGCAGCGGGUGGCAGGCCACCAUCAUGGGCAAAUUCACAAGGAGGGGAAGCACAGACAUGACGGCAGACGCUGACAGUCUGAGUGCUAAGCACUCCCAUUCCCACCACUCUUUGCUGAGGGACAUGCCUGACCACUCCAACAGCCACAGCGAGAACACCGUCAAAGAGGUGCGUUCGCAGAUCUCCACCAUCACCAUGGCAGCAUUCAACACCACGGUUGCAUCCUUUAAUGUUGGCUAUGCCGACUUCUUCACUGAGCACAUGAAGAAGCUGUGUAACCCUGUGGUGGUCCCUGAGCUCCCUGCUGAGCCACUGGCCUGUGCCAACCUGCCGCGAAGUCUCACUGAUUCCUGCAUCAACUAUUCCUGUCUGGAGGAGGGUGAGAACAUCGAAGGAACCAACAACUUCAUCCUGAAGAACGGCAUGUUGGACCUCACCGCGGUCCUGCGGGCACUGUACGCUGUCCUGAGUCAUGACAUCAGCUCGAGGAUCUGCGAUGUGGCACUCAACAUCAUCGAUUGUGUGCUGCAGCUGGGCGUGGUGCCGAGCAUGGGCAAGAAACUGUCCAAACCUGACGACAAGGAGAACCAGGAAGUGCGGGCCAAAGAUGCAGCCAAUCAGAGCAUAGGGGGCGGGGCCCAGGGAGGCGGGGCAGUCCCAGGGGCAGGAGUGGGUGGCAGUGGAGGUGGAGGUGGAGGAGAUGGAGGAGGAAGUGGGGGAGGAAGUGGGCAGGGGAGCAAGGAUGACAUGAAGAAUGCCAAAGAUAAUCAAAGUAAGGUAGGAGAGGGCUCGGGCCUCAGCACCCACCGUCUGGCCCUCACCAUGCUGAUAAAGAUAGUCAAGUCUCUGGGAUGCGCCUAUGGAUGUGGAGAAGGUCACCGUGGACUGUCGGGAGACCGCCUCCGGAUGCAGGCGCAGAACUGUCUGACCAGCCUGUACAAACUGGACAAGGUGCAGUUCCGUCAGACUAUGAGAGAGUACGUCAACAAAGACUCACUCAACAACAUUGUGGACUUCCUACACGCUUUGCUGGGCUUCUGCAUGGAGCCCAUCACUGACAAGUACGGCAGUGCAGGUGAGAGGUCCAGGAGGGCGAAAAAAAGAAACAUCGAUAAGGCGGGCUUCGGGAACAACUUCACCACAGGGGACAACAAGUCUUUGGCUCAGAACAUGGAGGCAGUGGUGGUAGGCUGCAUGUUCAAGUCCCUUAUUACACGCUGCACCUCCACCACGCACGAGCUGCACAGCCCCGAGAACCUGGGUCUGUAUUGUGACAUCCGCCAACUGGUGCAGUUCAUAAAGGAGUCCCAUGGCAACGUCUUCCGCCGUGUGGCACUGAGUGCGCUCCUGGACAGUGCCGAGAAAGUAACCACCACUAAGAAACCUGAUGAAAGGGAGGAGCCAAAACCACCCGGACCCAGGAGGUCAGAGGCGGGUGUAUCCACGGAGAAGGGUCAGGCGUCCGGCGCUGCAGAUGAGUGUCGUAGUUAUAUCUCCAGUCGACCCCCCCAGACCCCCGAACAUGAAGAACAGAUUCCCGGUGCUCUUCUGGGCAGGAAGGACUUCUGGAGGAAGAUGUUCAAGUCGCAGAGUGCUGCCAGUGACACCAGCAGCCAAUCAGAGCAGGACACAUCAGAGUGCACCACCGCCCACUCCGGCACCACCACUGACCGCCGCUCACGUUCGCGCUCCCGUCGCAUCUCCCUCCGCAAGAAACUCAAGCUGCCCAUCGGUAACUGGUUGAAGCGCUCCUCUCUAUCUGGGUUGACUGACGGUGUGGAGGAUCUGUUGGACAUCAGCUCGGUGGACCGUCUCUCCUUCAUACGACAGAGUUCAAAGGUGAAAUUCACCAGUGCAGUGAAGCUAUCAGAAGGGGGCGCUGCAGGGCCGGAGUACGGCAGGGACGAGGAGGAGAAUUUCUUCAAGAGGCUCGGUAAAUGGAGGUCUGGCAGGCGGAAUCCAUCCAAGCUUCACCACACAGAAGAGAAAGAUGGACCUCACAGUUUCCAGGAGCGCCUGGCGGCCAGUCAGGAAGCCAUGAAGAACAAGAACGUGGUGAACCUUGGCGCCAUCCGUCAGGGAAUGAAACGCUUCCAGUUCCUCCUUAAUUGCUGCGAGCCGGGGACGAUCCCCGAUGCCUCCAUCCUGGCCGCUGCUCUUGACCUGGAGGCGCCAGUGGUCGCUCGAGCCUCCCUUUUCCUGGAGUGCGCCCGUUUUGUCCACCGAUGUAAUCGAGGCAACUGGCCAGAGUGGAUGAAGGGCCACCAUGUCAAUAUAACCAAGAGGGGCCUGUCUAGGGGCCGCUCGCCAGUGGUGGGCAACAAGAGGAACCAGAAACUGCAGUGGAAUGCCGCCAAACACUUCUGCCAAUGGGGAGACGCGAUUGGUACAAGGCUUAGUGAGUUGUGCCAUUCGGACAGUGAGAGCCCGGCCAACAUCCUGGGUUACAUUUAUGAUGAGGAGACCAAACGUCGGAUGAGAAAAGAGGAUGAGGAAGAGGACUAUUUAGAUGACAAUACCGUCAAUCCUACAAAGUGUGGCUGUCCAUUCGCCCUCAAGAUGGCCGCCUGCCAGUUGUUGUUGGAGAUCACAACGUUUCUGAGGGAAACGUUUCCUUGUUUACCACGGCCACGCACCGAGCCACUAGUGGACCUGGACAGCUGUCGCCUGCGUCUGGAUCCGGAGCUCGGACGCCAUCGCUACGAAAGGAAAAUCAGCUUUGCUGGCAUCCUUGACGACGAGGAUGGACAUGACUCACUCAACAGCAGCAGCCACACCCUGAAAUCCGACACCACCUGUGAUGAAAAGAAGACACAGGAGCCCCAAGCUCCCAUCAGGAAGAUCCGUAUCGGAGGCUCCCGGCUGCUUCAGAUCAAAGGAGCACGCAGUUUCCGGGUGAAGAAAGGUGGAUCUCUGUCCUCUAUCCGCCGUGCUGGGAGUCUGAAGAGCACCAAGCUCUCGCGGCAGGACUCGGAGUCAGAGAAUGAGGAAGGUCUUCUGUCUCAGACCCACAGCAGAGAUACUGUCACAGACAUUGGGAGUCCCUUCAGCACCAGUGAACCCAGUAUUGAACCGGAGGGCCAGAGCACCGGAGGAGCCGAGGACAAUUAUCACCGCAAUAUGUCCUGGCUCCAUAUCAUGAUCCUACUUUGCAACCAGCAGAGUUUCAUCUGUACCCACGUAGACUUCUGUCACCCACGUUGCUACCAACACCACAGCCGAUCCUGCGCCCGUCUGGUGCGUGCUAUCAAGCUGUUGUACGGUGACACAGUCGACAGCCUGAGAGAGGACAGUGCCUCCUCUGGCAACAUAGGAGCGCGUGCCAAGAAGAACAAAGAGUGUUCAGAUAAGUCCUGCCUGAGGACACCAUCCAUGAAAAGAAGACCGACAGAGUCCAACACAGAGGGCAAGAAAGACACUGGCAUGCUGAAAUACAUCCGCAACCAGGUGAUGAGCCUGUCACCGGCCCCUCUGUCACUGCUCAUGAAGGCAGCACCGAUCCUGACAGAUGACAUGUAUGGAGACAUCCAGCCCGCUGCCUGGGAGCUCUUACUCAGUGUGGAUGAACACAUGGCGGCUGCUGCAGCUGCCAUGUUCCUCCUGUGUGCAGUGAAGGUCCCGGACGCGGUGACUGAAAUGAUGAUGGCUGAGUUUCAGCACCAGGAAGCGUGUCAGCGAAUGAACUCCAUCUUCAAGUUCUACACGCUGUGGCGUUUCCGCUACCAGGUGUGGCCACGCAUGGAGGAGGGAGCCCAGCAGAUCUUUAAGAUCCCACCACCCAGUAUCAACUUCACAUUGCCAUCUCCUAUACUGGGAAUGCCCUGCAUCCCCAUGUUUGAUCCGCCGUGGGUACCACAGAACACCGGCAGCGUCCAAGACCCAAUCAAUGAAGACCAGUCUAAAUCCUUCUCGGCACGGGCAGUGUCGCGGUCCCACCAGCGUGCUGAGCACAUCCUGAAGAAUCUGCAGCAGGAGGAAGAGAAACGUCGGCUGGGUCGUGAGGCCAGCAUCAUCACGGCCAUUCCUGUGGUCCAGGAGGCCUGCUACGAGCCCACCUGCAGCCCCCCGCCUGAACAGGAGGAAGAGGCAGAAGAAGUGGUGAAUCUGGCAUCCCGCCGUCUCUCCGUCAGUCCGUCCUGCGCCUCCAGCAACUCCCACAGGAACUACUCCUUCCGCCGGGGCUCUGUGUGGUCCGUCCGUUCAGCGGUCAGUGCUGAAGAUGAAGAGAACACGACAGAACACACUCCUACUCACCACAUGCUGCAGCCACCACAGGCUGUCUUCCCAGCAUGCAUCUGUGCUGCUGUCCUGCCCAUAGUGCAUCUCAUGGAGGACGGGGAGGUUCGAGAGGAUGGCGUGGCUGUGAGCGCUGUGGCCCAGCAGAUUCUGUGGAACUGUCUGAUUGAAGACCCGGCCCUGGUGCUGCGACACUUCCUGGAAAAACUCACAGUUAGCAAUAGACAGGAUGAUCUAAUGUACAUGUUGAGGAAACUCUUACUGAACAUUGGAGACCUUCCUGCCCAGACAUCACACAUCCUCUUCAAUUACCUGGUGGGGCUGAUCAUGUAUUUUGUGCGGACGCCAUGCGAGUGGGGCAUGGACGCCAUCUCUGCUACAUUGACCUUCCUGUGGGAGGUGGUGGGUUACGUUGAGGGGCUUUUCUUCAAGGACCUCAAACAGACCAUGAAGAAGGAACAGUGUGAGGUCAAACUGCUGGUCACCGCCUCUAUGCCAGGAACUAAGACACUGGUGGUUCAUGGACAAAAUGAAUGUGACAUCCCGACACAGCUACCAGUCCACGAAGACACCCAGUUUGAAGCCCUGCUCAAGGAGUGUCUGGAGUUCUUCAACAUUCCUGAAGCCAGAUCAGCACAUUACUUUCUGAUGGACAAACGCUGGAACCUCAUCCAUUAUUCCAAGACGUACGUCAGAGAUAUCUACCCGUUCCGCCGGUCUGUCUCUCCUCAGCUCAACCUGGUCCACAUGCUGCCGGAGAAAGGCCAAGAGCUCAUCCAGAAACAGGUGUUCUCCCGUAAGCUGGAAGAGGUGGGUCGCGUCCUCUUCCUCAUCUCCCUUACGCAGCACAUGCCGGCGGUGCAUAAGCAGUCCCACGUGUCGCUCCUGCAGGAGGACCUACUCCGCCUGCCCUCCUUCCCCCGCACUGCCAUUGACGCUGAGUUCUCCCUCUUCAACGAACCACAGGGUAAGGAGCUGUUUGGUUUGGACACGCUUCAUAAGGUCCUGUGGAUCAAGCUGCUGGAGGAGAUGUUUCUGGGCAUGCCCAGUGAGUACCCCUGGGGUGAUGAGAUGAUGCUUUUCCUCAACGUCUUCAAUGGCGCACUGUUGCUGCACCCAGAGGACAGCGCCCUCCUGAGGCAGUACACGGCCACUGCCAUCAACACCGCUGUGCACUUCAACCACCUCUUCUCCCUCAGCGGUUACCAGUGGAUUCUGCCCACCAUGCUGCAGGUGUAUGCAGACUAUGAGAGUAAUCCUCUGUUGAGGUUGGGUAUUGAGUUCUGCUGUCGGCAGUUUUACAUCCUCCAUAGAAAACCAUUCAUCCUGCAGCUGUUCGCCAGUGUGGCCCCCCUUCUGGAAUUCCCAACCAGUACUAGUACAGGUCUGUCUAAGGGCGUGUCAGCUCAGUGUCUGUUUGACCUGCUGGUGUCUUUGGAGGGUGAGACGCAGGAUGCGCUGGAUGCCCUGGAGCUGGUCAAAGCAGAGAAACCCCUUCGCUCUCUGGAUUUCUGCUAUGGUAAUGAAGAUUUGGCCUUCUCCAUCAGUGAAGCCAUCAAGCUGUGUGUUACUGUUGUGGCCUACGCACCUGAAUCCUUCAGGAGUCUUCAGAUGCUGAUGGUACUGGAGGCGUUGGUGCCUUGUUUCCUCCAGAAAUUGAAGAGUAACACAGUUACCAUGGAAUCUGCUUCGGCCGCCAGGGAUGAGAUUGCUGCCAUCGCCGCUCUGGCAACGUCCCUACAGGCGCUGCUGUACAGCUCCGAGGCCUUGACCAGGCCCAUGACGGCGCCGCAGAUGUCCCGUUGUGACCAGGGCCAUAAGGGAGCGACCACAGCCAACCAUGCCUUGUCUGGAGGGGUCAACACCAGAGAUAACCUACACCUCCUGGAGGAGGGUCAGGGCAUGCCAAGGGAGGAGCUUGAUGAGCGCAUCGCCCGGGAAGAGUUUCGUCGUCCACGUGAGUCGCUGCUCAACAUCUGCACUGAAUUCUACAAGCACUGUGGACCGCGGCUGAAGAUCCUGCAGAACGUCGCGGGGGAACCUCGGGUCACGGCCCUUGAACUCCUCGACAUCAAGUCCCACAUGAGGCUGGCAGAGAUCGCCCACGCCCUGCUGAAGCUGGCACCAUACGACACGUUGACCAUGGAGAGUCGGGGUUUACGCCGUUACAUCAUGGAGAUGCUGCCCAUCACUGAUUGGUCAGCAGAGGCCGUCCGACCCGCCCUCAUCCUUAUCCUGAAGAGGCUGGACCGCAUGUUCAACAAGAUCCACAAGAUGCCUACGCUCAGGUGCGCUCGCCCUCAGGCACUUUGCACCAGGAGACAGGUGGAGUGGGAGGCUGCCAGCAGUCUUAUCGAGGGAAUCUGUUUGACUCUGCAGCGACAGCCAAUCAUCUCCUUCCUGCCACACCUGCGCUCGCUUAUCAACGUCUGUGUCAACCUGGUAAUGGGCGUGGUUGGUCCUUCUAGUGUAGCAGAUGGACUUCCUCUCCUCCAUCUCAGUCCUUAUCUCUCCCCCCCGCUCCCCUUCAGCACGGCGGUGGUCCGGCUGGUCGCGCUGCAGAUCCAGGCGCUGAAAGACGACUUCCCUCUCAGUCACGUGAUCUCUCCGUUCACCAAUCAGGAGCGACGAGAGGGAAUGCUCCUCAACCUGCUCAUUCCGUUUGUGUUGACUGUCGGCUCUGGAAGCAAAGACAGUCCUCAUCUGGAGCAGCCAGAGAUCUUCCUCCUCCUGCAGACCGUCAUCAACAUACUGCUGCCGCCGCGCAUCAUUUCCACCUCCCGCACUAAGAACUUCAUGCUGGAUGCCUCGCCAGCACACUGCUCCACACCAGGGGACACGGGAAAGGACCUGCGCAGAGAAGGCCUCGCCGAGUCAACCAGCCAGGCGGCCUAUCUUGCUCUGAAGGUGGUGCUGGUGUGUUUCGAGCGUUCACUGGGGAACCAGUGGUACCGGCUCAGCCUGCAGGUGAAGGAGAUGGCCCUGAGGAAGGUCGGCGGUUUGGCGUUCUGGGACUUCAUCGACUUCAUCGUUCGCACCCGCAUUCCCAUCUUUGUCCUGCUGAGGCCUUUCAUACAGUGCAAGCUGCUGACCCAGCCAGCAGACUCUCAGGAGGAGAUAACUGCCCGUCACCACAUCGCCGACCAGCUGGAGAGACGUUUCAUCCCGCGGCCACUCUGCAAGAGUUCUCUAUUUGCUGAGUUCAACAACGAGCUCAAAAUUCUGAAGGAGGCUGUGCACAGUGGCUCCGCAUACCAGGGUAAAACGUCCAUCAGUACGGUGGGCACGUCCACGUCGGCAUACCGCCUCAGCCUGGCCACCAUGUCGCGCUCCAACACGGGCACGGGAACAGUGUGGGAGCAGGACAGCCAGCCGUCCCGCCAACCGUCACAGGACACACUGAGCCGCACUGACGAAGACGAGGAAGAGAACGACUCCAUGAGCAUUCCCAGCGUGGUCAGCGAACAUGAAGUUAUCCUGCCCCGGAUGAUGUCACAGCGCCGGUUCUCUAGCCACGGCACUGGCUCAGCUGCCUCGCAGCCCGAAGCACCCCGCACCACCAUGCUGCCCAGCCACAGUGAACCCAAUGUGCUAGAUGAGUCCCAGGCUCUCCUGCAGGAGGGGAACCUCUCUAGGGUUGCCAGUGUGCAGAGUGAGCCGGGCCAGCAGAACCUUCUCAUCCAGCCUCCAUUAGGAAGAAAGAGAGGACUCAGACAGCUGCGGCGCCCGCUGUUGUCCAUUCCCAAGAAUGAGCCGCGGUGUCGGUCUGGAGCCCGGCUCUCAACAACCCGAAGGAGCAUUCAGCCAAAAACCAAACCACUGGAAACUUUAUUGGACUGUGAAGUGCAAGGAGACCAGAAGAGGUCGGUCACCUUUACGGAGAGCCAGGGCCAGCAGGGGCUUGUAGGGGCCACGAAGUCCCCAACGCCCGGCACCUCUGACCCUAAUGUCGAGGCCAGGAAGGCCAGCCCAGCUCCUUCAAAGUCCCCAACCCUGGAGUUGCCUCAGUCUACAGCCACUGUCAUUGCUGACCUGCACAGCCCUGCUAAUACCCCGAUGCUUCCAUCCAUCGGUAGCAAAGAAAGGAGGGAGCAGUGGAGCCUUCGCAGCAGUCUGUCUCCGCCCACCUCCUUCUCCCGCCCUUCCACCCCCACCCCACCCUCCCGCACCUGCUCCCCUCUCCCGCCAUCUCGCACCUCCUCCCCCCUCCCUCUAUCACGCACCUCCUCCCCUCUCCCUCCCCCGCUCCCUGUGCUGGGGACUGCACCUGCCCCUGGCCCCCCUCCCCCUCCCCCACCCUUGCCGCCGCCACCGUCGCUGAGCCAUUUGAUGCCGUCCAGGCUGCGGGAGAGCCCCGGGGAGGAGGACACCACAGCCCUCCUGCAGCACAGUGACACCCUCCUGAGCCUCAGCGAGGAGCGUGGUACCCUCAACCCCCUCCUCGCCCCACUGCUCUCCUCCCGUCAGUCGCCCCGCCGCUUGCCGCUCCCCCUUUCCCCCGUUGAUCUGGACCUGGACGAGUCUCACGUCUGA